UUUCAAGGCACAGACCAGGGACAUUUCCAUCAACACGCACUGAUAGGGGAAAGGACAGCCACCGUCCAGUCCAGCUUUACGUCCUCUCAACAAAUUGUUUCAGACCGAUCUCUCCUCCAGAAAACACCAUCGCUUGCUUUUGACGCACCUAUUUUCGAGCCUCAUUAUCUGUUCCGAGUUCUUGGAGCCUAUUCAGUCAACAUGGCUUCUACCAACUACAAGGAGGCUUUCUCUCUGUUCGACAAGCGUGGCAACGGCCGUGUCUCUCUCGACAGCUUGGGCGAUCUCCUCCGCGCCUGCGGCCAGAACCCUACACUUUCUGAGAUCAGAGACCUGGAGAAGAACGUUGGUGGUGAUUUCGACUUCGAGACGUUCCAACGUGUGCUGAACCGACCUGGCGGUUUCCGCGAUCCCGGCGAGCCCGAAGAAUACUGCCGCGGGUUUCAAGUAUUCGACAAGGACAUGACGGGUUUUAUUGGCGUCGGGCAGCUCAAAUACAUCCUGACGAAUUUGGGCGAGAAGAUGACCGACGAGGAGGUGGAUGAACUUCUGAAGGCCGUCGACACCAGCUCCGGACAGGUCAACUACACGGAUCUGGUCCGCACCAUCCUGGCCAACUAAGAUGCACCGAGAAUGGGGGGGAUGCGCUUUGAGUUUCUAUGGUGCUGACAAGCCGUCGAGCAUCGUAGGGGAAUUUGCAUGGAAAUGGCAUGGCGUUUAUGUAUUUGAUUGAUGGGGUCACUUGUAUGAACUUGGGUAGCCGUGGUUUGGCAUUACUCAUAGAGAUGAAUAUACCAAUAAUGAGGCAA
Truncatella angustata is the source of this 809-nucleotide messenger RNA. RefSeq lists its product as uncharacterized. The transcript is spliced from 3 exons. The record is from RefSeq and is a predicted model, not a curated record. Gene Ontology annotation, cellular component: myosin II complex. Gene Ontology annotation, molecular function: calcium ion binding. Lineage: Eukaryota; Fungi; Ascomycota; Sordariomycetes; Amphisphaeriales; Sporocadaceae. Bases 202 to 621 code for a protein of 139 amino acids. Gene Ontology annotation, biological process: mitotic actomyosin contractile ring assembly.